Brassica napus (rape) is the source of this 1382-nucleotide messenger RNA. Its product is annotated as peroxidase 44. The transcript is spliced from 3 exons. NCBI's taxonomy places the organism in Eukaryota, Viridiplantae, Streptophyta, Magnoliopsida, Brassicales, Brassicaceae. Gene Ontology annotation, molecular function: heme binding; peroxidase activity. Gene Ontology annotation, cellular component: plant-type cell wall; plasmodesma. The coding region runs from base 187 to 1263 and encodes 358 amino acids. The record is from RefSeq and is a predicted model, not a curated record. Gene Ontology annotation, biological process: response to oxidative stress; hydrogen peroxide catabolic process.
CUUAAUCUUGAACGGAAGUUGUUUACAUAUGUAUUCCAAGUUGGCCAUAUUGAAUCUUUGACGUGUGCAGAACAAACACUAACCUUUUUUGGUGAAACAUUAUUAAAACAAUAAUGCAUCAUAUAUAUUCCUUUAGACCAGUCAAGUUGACAAUGUAUCCAUUUUUAACUUAUGCACGUCUUCUAAAUGAAGCAUUCUCUUUGUCAACUUCUGGUCCCCAAAUUUAUAUAUAAAUAUGCAUGUUACGGGCGCUCAGAAUAUCAUCACCAAAACUUGGAAGUAACAUUCAUCGUGGAGAGGCAAAGAAGAGCUCAUCAUUUCGAAAUGAGGUCAAUCACAGCUUUAUUUUUCCUUUUCUGCUUCCUUGCUCCUUCUGCUUUGGCUCAGCUCCGAUUUGGCUUCUACGGCCGAUCAUGCCCACGAGCAGAAUCUAUUGUUGCUAAUGUUGUUGCCAACCGUUUCCGCCGUGACCGUACCAUUACUGCAGCGUUGCUUCGUAUGCAGUUUCAUGAUUGCUUUGUCAGGGGUUGUGAUGCUUCCCUCUUGAUCGACCCAAGACCCGGAAGGCCAUCAGAGAAAAGCACUGGACCAAAUGCAAGCGUGAGAGGCUACGAGAUCAUUGAUGAGGCUAAGAGACUUCUCGAGGCUGCCUGCCCCCGAACUGUCUCAUGCUCAGACAUUGUAACUCUAGCCACUAGAGACUCGGUCGCAUUAGCUGGUGGUCCAAGGUUCUCAGUACCAACAGGAAGACGUGAUGGAUUAAGGUCAAGCCCCAAUGAUGUGAACUUGCCCGGACCAACAAUUCCCGUGGCCGCAUCCAUCCAACUAUUUGCAGCACAAGGUAUGAACGCGAACGACAUGGUUACACUUAUUGGUGGUGGCCACAGCGUUGGCGUUGUGCAUUGUAGUCUUAUCCAAGAUAGACUCGCUGAUCCCGCAAUGGACCGCUCAUUAAAUGCUAGGUUGAGGAACACAUGCCGUGCUCCAAAUGACCCAUCUGUGUUCUUGGACCAAAGGACUCCGUUCAUUGUGGACAACGCUAUCUACGGAGAGAUCCGAAGACAGAGAGGAGUCAUGAGGAUUGAUCAAAACAUGGGUCUUGACAGAUCAACCCGUGGAAUUGUGUCGAGUUUUGCACAAAACAAUGCACUCUUUAGAAAGAGAUUUGCUGAAGCGAUGGUGAAAAUGGGAACCAUUAAGGUUCUUACCGGACGUUCUGGAGAGAUCAGAAGAAACUGCAGAGUCUUCAACAACGGACGUUGAUUCUACACUGUCCUGGCCAUUAUUUAUUUCGACUCUUGUUGUUUUGUGUGUUUCCCUUUUUUUUCGUCUGAAUAAUCAAUGUAAGUUUUUUGCAAUCAUAUUUUAUUAUUUCCUUCAAA